UGGGAUAAGAGCUACAACGUUAAUUCUUCCGAAAGAAUAGAGGAGAUGGAAAACGUAGCAUGGGUCAGAAAAACGGUCUUUUCUUUUCCCUGUUCCUCUGUUUUUCCCCCUGUCCCAACCGAAAGAAACAGAAUCUUUAAUUAUUAUUAUUUUUUUCCCUCUCCAUUUUUCCUUUGGGAUCGAUAUUAUGUAGCAAUUAAAUUCUUUAUCAUUUCAAAACUUUUUCAAGUAGCAAGAGAGGCAUACCCAUUGACGCACCUUGCAUUUUCUCUUCGUGUAGGAAUUUUUGGGCUUUUCCAAAGGGGUAUUCUCAUGUGUCACAUUUGGCCAUUUUGAGAACAAAUUUGAAUAUUUGAAUUUGGAACACACCAUUACAAUUUCUCUUUUAUCUUUCACCAGAAUUUUCCACAUUGUUGCUAGUUUAAGGGGAAUUUUAGGGGAGAAAAGUAGCUAUCAAAAACCCAUAUUUGUGACGCCUUUGUCUCCCUAAAGGUUCUUUUUUGUUGAAUUUAUAUGAUAUUUAAAUUUCUACAAUGGGUGCUCGUUGUUCCACUUGUUGUUUCUGUUUAUGGCCUUCAAAUAUCAAAUCCCACGUUCAACAUUCCUCUGAUAUCGAAAAAUGGGCAGAGAAUGAGCAGCUAAAUUUACCAGCUUUUAAAGAAUACGGUUUGGAAGAGCUGAAGGCUGCCACCUCAAGUUUCUCAAAUGAUAAUAUAGUUUCUGAACAUGGAGAAAAAGCUCCCAACAUUGUGUUUAAAGGACGGCUUAGUGGCAAUGGCCGUUGGAUAGCUAUCAAGCGCUUCAAAUCGUCAGCCUGGCCUGAUUCUCGCCAAUUUCUUGAUGAAGCGAAAACAGUGGGGCAGCUAAGAAGUAAGCGGUUGGCUAAUUUGUUAGGGUGUUGCUGUGAAGGGGAUGAGAGGUUGCUAGUGGCUGAAUUUAUGCCUCAUGAAACAUUAUCCAAGCAUUUAUUCCAUUGGGAUAACCGACCAUUGGAAUGGGCAAUGAGGUUGAGAGUUGCUUUGUAUCUAGCACAAGCAUUAGACUAUUGCAGUAGUAAAGGGCGAGAACUAUAUCAUGACCUAAAUUCUUACAGAGUUUUGUUCGAUCAAGAUUGCGAUCCAAGGCUAUCAUGUUUUGGCUUAAUGAAGAAUAGUAGGGAUGGCAAGAGUUAUAGUUCCAACAUGGCCUUCACCCCUCCGGAAUAUUUAAAGACAGGUAAGGUGACUCCCGAGAGUGUGGUUUACAGUUUUGGCGCCCUGUUGCUUGAUCUUCUUAGCGGGAAGCAUAUUCCUCCAAGCCACGCACUUGACCUUAUACGUGGAAAGAAUUUUCUGAUGCUAAUUGACUCAUGCUUGGAAGGUCACUUCUCAAAUGACGAUGGAACUGAGUUAGUUCAACUUGCUUCACGUUGUUUGCAGUAUGAACCUCAUGACAGGCCAAAUGUGAAAUCUCUUCUGACCUCCUUAACAUCUCUUCAGAAAGAAAAAGAUGUUCCAUCGAACGUUCUGAUGAGUAUUGCUCAUGAAACCGCCUCACCUGCUCAAGUAUCUUUAACACCUCUUGGUGAGGCUUGUUCGAGAUGUGAUUUAACUGCCAUACAUGAGAUUUUAGAAAAGGCUGGAUACAAGGAGGACGAGGGGAUCGCUAAUGAGCUUUCAUUUCAGAUGUGGGCUAAUCAAAUUCAAGAAACCCUGAAUACUAGGAAAUCUGGUGAUUCUGCAUUUCGAGAUAAAGAUUUUACAACUGCAAUCAAAUGUUACACACAGUUUCUUGAGGGUGGAAAUGUUAAGUCCCCAACGGUGCUUGCAAGGCGCUCCUUAUGUUACCUAAUGAGUGACAAGCCACAAGAAGCUCUCGCAGAUGCAAUGCAAGCACAAGUACAAUUCUCCAAUUGGCCCACUGCUUUUUAUCUUCAGGCAGCUGCACUUUUCACUCUGGGAAUGGAAUCAGAUGCCAGGGAAACACUCAAAGAUGGCUCGUCCUUAGAUUUCAGAAGAAUGAGACAAUAAAUUUGUAUAGGUUAUUGAAUAUAGUUCUACAUAAGGAGACAUUGUGUAGAGCACCUUCCUUACAUGAUUCACCAAUAUCAACUAAUUGUGACACUGAAGGUUUCUUCAUAACAUCCGUUAGAGUGCAGGUGAUUAAUUUUUAUUGUGCUUCUGCCUUCUGGGAGAACUGUUGAUCUCCCACUUUUGUAAGUUAUUGUGAUCUGGAGAAUUGGGGCCAAAUUGUUAGACAAAGUCACAAAUACAAGUCUAUAAGUAUUUAUUUUUGAACUCUUUAUU
This is a messenger RNA of Lycium barbarum (goji berry), 2285 nucleotides long. RefSeq names its product serine/threonine-protein kinase BSK5-like. The transcript has 10 exons. Bases 534 to 2009 code for a protein of 491 amino acids. Gene Ontology annotation, molecular function: protein kinase activity; ATP binding; protein binding. Lineage: Eukaryota; Viridiplantae; Streptophyta; Magnoliopsida; Solanales; Solanaceae. The record is from RefSeq and is a predicted model, not a curated record. Gene Ontology annotation, biological process: protein phosphorylation; brassinosteroid mediated signaling pathway.